AGUGAAAGAAUUAACCUAAAAAAUGCAUGCUGCCUGAUCGUGAAUUAUUUUCAAAAAGCAUGUGUAUUGAGGAAAGUUAUUGAUUAAAACCUCUUUUCAUAAUAAGAGUAUGUCCAGAAUAUAUAAACAAUGGAAGAUUUAAAUAAUAAACUAAAUUCUGGAGAUCCCGUGGUGGUCGCACAAACCGUUUCCAAACUAGUCCAAAUCAUCAAAAAUAAAAAAGAAAAUGAUAUUUUAGAUGUAGCAGAAUUUAAAUUCUUGAAAGAAAAGUGUUUCAGUAGCAGCAGUGCCAUAAAUGUAGUAGCAGCAGAGGGAAUUUUGAAUAUAGUGCGGGCUGGUGAUUGUGCCCUUGUGAAAUCUAUAAUUACAGAUUUGAUCUCAGUUAUUACAACCACCAAAUGUUCAUCAGAUGUAGCGUUUUUAAUAAAUAGUUUACUAUUAGUGGAUUUAGAAAAAGAAAUGUCAUUAAAUAAUUCUUACAAAUCAAAUUUCAAUUUGCGAUUGCCUCAACACCCAUUCAUAAUAAUGUUAAACGAAGAUAUUAGUUAUUGGUCUUCGGUAUUUAGGGAAAUUAUGUUGUCAUACCGAACCGCCGACACAAGUGUCAUCUCUUACUACAACGAGCUGUACAAACCGGUAUUUUUAUACACGUUGUGCCACCCUGAUGGAAACCACAUGUUAACAUUUAAACAAAAAUUGUGGAGUUUUCUUAUACAAAAAGAAGCGGUUUUUAGAAAUGAUAGCAAUCUUGUUAACACAGUGUUGUCAUGGAUGCAGUUAGAAAGUAGAGAUGCUAUACAAGUCAACAGCGAUUUUUUAAUUGAAUUAUCGGAAUUAAAUAGACAAAAAUGUAUUAUUGAUCCAGACUUAUUACUUUUGUGGCAAAUUUCUGCGAUAUAUCAGCUCAUUUUAAAUAAUUUCGAUCCAAGAACCAUGAUGUUCUGUGCCAUGAAUUCAUUAGAAAAUGUAAAUAAUAAAAUCAUUUUAAAUCCAAUUUUACUGACACUCGCAAAGUGCAUGUCAUCAUGUCCAUCAGUGUAUUUGUUACAUUUGUUAAAACUGAGUAAAGUAAUAAUUUCAAAAGCAGAAUGUGAUGCAGUCACGAAAAAUAUUUUUAAAUCCUCACUUUUACAGUGGAUAACAAACCCUUCUGAUUUAAUAGGAGAUAGUAUUUUAUACGCAAAUAACUUAUUUUCGCUUUUACAAAAACAAAGUGAAGAAAGUCGCACCCGUCUAAAGGGGUUUUUACAAUUUAUUCAAAAUUCGCAAGAACUAAUAAGUACAAAUAGCGAAGUUUACUUUUCCAUCCAAAUGUACAUAUUACUUGAGAGUUGGAAAACUGAGAACGACAUAAUCAGCUGGCUUGAAAAACUUGAAAACGCACCUAUUUUUUUUAUCAUCAAAAUCUUUAAUUUUCUAACUGGUUUGUUUCUAACAGAGUUUGAACAAACAACCAUCACCAUAAGAGUGUUUGAUUUAAUUUUAAAGUGCGUUGAUUACAAUAAAACAUUGGCCUCGGAUGUCCUUACGGUGAUUCUUUUUAAAUUGACGAACGUAACUGAUUCAAAAAUACAUUAUCAGCUUCUAAAGGCUGUUCCAACAAUGGCAAUCACUAAAAGUAAUUUUCAAAAGAUUGUGGGUACAAUUCAAGCUUUGAAUAAAGGACGCAAUACGAUGAAAACAUUUAGUACAACACUAAUGUUAGAUUUAUGGAAGAUUGAUAGUAAAUGUUAUCCAUACUUGGAAAAUUUUUUGAUCGCUCCGUAUAACAAUCAGGGUGAUAGGUGGGAGUUUUUUGUGACUAAAGCACACAUUUUGAAGGAGUUGUGUGCAAUGAAACCUGAACUUUAUGGAAAAGAGAUCGUGGCUCAUUUAUCCAAGAUCUUAAACGAAUGCAACAACGCUGAUGGUGCUACAGCGUGUGCUUUAGCAAUUGAUGGAAUAACUUUACUUUGUAAGUCAGAAAUCAUUGACGCUGUAACAACAUGGGCCACUCUUGAGCCAAUGUUUAAGUCUGAAAAUAGAGUUCCUGUAAUAAAAAGUCUGUGUCUACUGAUGGCCGAAAUCCCGUCACUGUCGUACUCCGAAGCUUACCCUAAACUCACAGAGGAUGUUGUUGCCAAAUUAUGGGAAUAUUUAUUGCUAAAUCCAAGCGACGAAGUUUGGACCGCCACAUUAAGCGCCCUUACGAACUUCUCCACAGACCAAAUCGUAGCACAAAUGCCUGAAGAAUUUUUCGACGAAGAAACUUUAAACACUAGGAGAACGGGGCACGUCGUACCUGGUCAUUGUUGGGUCCGUUUUUUGAAAAAUUGCGCCGCAUCAAAAUUAAAAAUAGCCGGCGAUUUCCUUAUUAAAUUAAUGUCAAUCGAAAUUUCAAACUACCUGAAAUUCGUGUAUCAAGUUAAAGGGACGAGAGAGCCUGCGGAUUAUUCAUAUUUACCUGUAAAUAGUGUCGUGAGAGGAAUAUCCACGUACAUCAAGUCAAAAAUGUUAAAAUGGAAAGGCAGUACUAAUAAAGAAGUAUAUUUGCAAUGUUUGCGCACCUUUAGCCAAAAAUAUAGCAAGCCUCUGCCGCCUCUAGACUGGUGUUUCCUUCAAGAACUAUUCCACGAGCCCGAAGCGAAAAAUUGUUGUAUAAACAUUGCAGCUCAUCAGGUUGUUUUGUCAGGCACCGCGAGAAGGUUUAUUGUAAAUUAUAUAGAAGCGUUGGUGCAAGAUCACACAAAUGAAAAUGAUGUUUUACUAAUUUAUUGUAAUUUGAAACAUCUGGCUAAUAGUGUGCAGCCGUUCACAUUGAAACCGUUUUUGGAAGGCACUAUUUAUAAUGCAGUUGAGCUUUUUAAAAAUGGAAAUGAAGAAGUGUUAAACAACAUUUUGGUACAUGUGAAGCAUACUUUGAAGGACGAAGACAUUCAGGAGGCGAAUAAAUUGGUUAUUGCUCAAAUUAUCAGCGAUGUUUUUAACGAAAGUGAUAACUCGUCAAAAUUGUUCCAACUACUCCUCGAAUGCGUUAUCCUAUUUCCAACACAAUGCAUUAAUGACAUGAGUUCACCAAAGUCUGUUAAAGAAAUCGGUACAGAGUGGUUUAAAAGAGCCGUCAUAAUACGUUGUUACCUCGCAAUAAAUAGCAGUAACGCACCCUUAAAUGUAUUGAACGGGCUAAUGGAAAGUGGCAGCUCUUUUACUGAAUCUAUUCCAUUUAUCUUCGAACAAUUCGCUGCAGUUUUUGAAAAACACAAAAAUAACACAGACUGCGUUUUAUGGGUGCUUGAAUUGAUUGGACAAAUCCAAGCAAUCACGGUUGAAAAAUCCGAACAAAAAGAAAUCUUUUUUCUGUGUAACGUUUUUAUACUAGCAGUAGUCGUAUUUUCUGGACACUCCGUUUUUCUAAAAGACUUUUCAGAUUGUGAAGCAAUGUACAAAUUAUUUCCCCGAGCCAUUGCAACAUUGUUAGAUGUGAACCACUGGAGCAUAUGUACAACUCAGGCACUGGAGUGGUUUUAUCACAUGUACACUGAGAAAAUGUUCCACAAGGAAUACAGAAACAUGUUCGCCCAAUGCUUGCAAGCACUAAGGCAUGAAACAGAGUUCCACAAGAACAUGAAAUGGACCAAAUACUUAAACUCUGAAUGUUAAUUUUUUUAAAGAAAUAUUUAUUUUCAAAUUUGAAUCAGACUUUACAAUAACUACACUACAUGAAUGAUAAAAUUUUUACUUUCUGAAACUAAAUAAUUUAACUAUUGGCUAAGCGUACAGUUAGUAGUAGGCCCAAGAUGAACCUUUUUCUAUUGCUAUUUGGUAUAAAAAUUCAACAUCAUACAGAUGUUUCAUUGUCAGCAAGUGGCGGAACAGUCAGCGAUGUCGGUCUGGAAUCGAUACGUUCAGAGACGCUCAAAAUUUCUUCCUCAACCACAUAAUUAGGAGGUAAAGGAUGUAAUCUUGUUGGGUCUAAUAAAUUUCUAUUUUUUU
Zophobas morio is the source of this 3972-nucleotide messenger RNA. Its product is annotated as focadhesin. The record is from RefSeq and is a predicted model, not a curated record. NCBI's taxonomy places the organism in Eukaryota, Metazoa, Arthropoda, Insecta, Coleoptera, Tenebrionidae. The transcript has 12 exons. The coding region runs from base 130 to 3639 and encodes 1169 amino acids. Gene Ontology annotation, biological process: regulation of post-transcriptional gene silencing.